UGAAGAGCGGAAAUCAAGAUUCAGGCACCGGUUUGCCAAACGAAAUCUUGUGCCAACUCCAGCAGUGGUUGAAGAUCAUGGAUUAAUGUGGGCCAGUAUCCGACCAAUAUACGUGAAUGUUGCACAAUGGAAUUUGCAGACAGUCUCUGAAGAGCAUCAGGGGACGUGCAAUGGAAAGCAUGACAGAAGCUUGCCUGCUGACUUUUUGAUAUUCAAAAAGGAUCUUCACAGUCCUUGUAUGGUAUUUUCCACCAGCUGGAAUAAAUCUCCAUGUCAUGCAUGCUAUGAUACCCUUAUCCAUGCCAUUUCAAAGGAGAAAGUGAAGGUUAAAUUGAAACCUUUGAUGCUUGAAGAGCAGCAAAUUGUUCCUGAGUCUUCUGACAAAGAUGUGAAGUGCAAUUCUCCCGAGGAGGAAAGUUUGCUUCUGGAUGAGGAUGAACCUUUCCAUGAGGAUCCGGAUACUAUGGAUGAAUCGGAUGAUAGACCUGAUCCGAACAGCAUAAUUGAGUUCGACUUUCAGGCUGUCGUUCCUGACGUCACAGGGCAGAGUGCUGCUGUGGGAGAGAAUCCGAUGAACAUUUUGGAAAGUCAAUUAGAAUUCAAGCUUUCCUUCCCGGAGUUUUCUGGAGAAGCGGAGAUGAAGGAAUAUGCUCCGGAUUAUUUUGAUGAUCUCGGAGAGACUUUUGAAGCCUUGAGCAGACCGGCAUCCCCUGCAAGCCAUGUUUCCCCGAAUGAUGAUGAGAUUGAUGAUACUGAGGUGGAUGAACUGGCCGGGUUUAACUUGCCGCCACCAGAACAUAUUGCAUCUUUUGCUGUUGACCCAGCAUUUCCCGAGGCUGAGGUCACGAUUGACACUCAAAUUCUGCAGAUCUUGCGAAUGAUGCAGAGUGUGCCGGAAGUGGAAGCAUUCCUGAUGAUGGAGGUGCGCCAUCUGCUGGCCCCACGGACAACUGUGCGAGUGUUGUCCUCGCUCCACCGACCGCUGCGCCCUCACGUCCGAAAUUCCGUAUUACCGCAGCAAAACACCGAAACCCUGAUGCGAAAAGAAGAAAUCCGCCAUACGGCAACCUUUUUCUGAGUGGAGUGGACCAUCUUUACAACAUUCAUUCGGGCAAAAAGUGCAAACGCUGCGACAUAGUCUUCAAUCUC
Molecule: messenger RNA, 1149 nt
Organism: Notodromas monacha
Lineage: Eukaryota; Metazoa; Arthropoda; Ostracoda; Podocopida; Cyprididae
Source: the annotation of a GenBank genome assembly